Molecule: messenger RNA, 372 nt
Organism: Entrophospora sp. SA101
Lineage: Eukaryota; Fungi; Glomeromycota; Glomeromycetes; Entrophosporales; Entrophosporaceae
Source: the annotation of a GenBank genome assembly
AUGACAAUAUAUCGUGGAAUAUAUAUUCCUGUAAAUGGUCCUCCGGAAAAUCCAUUAGCGACUCGUCUUAUAUAUCAACGAAUGGGACGGGAUGAUUUACCACCAAUUCGAGGGCCUGUUGUAUUAGUUGACGAUUACAGAAAAUUAUCUCUCAAAGAUCUUCGUAAAUUAUUAAAAAUACCCUAUAAUAGGGAGCAGAUUGAAAAUACCAGUAGGAAAAUGUUAGAAGAUGUACAGGCUUUUUUGAAGCGACAGCAAGAUACUAAAGAUUAUACUUCGGCUAAUUUGAAUAACCCAUCUGAGGUAAUCGUUUCUUUGUUAUAUUCUGGCUCUUGGGUAUACAUGUUAGCUGUAGUAUAUAUUGUGGUAUAA